UCCUUCGAUAACAUAUUUAUCAAUGUAAUCCAACAUUAUUUACACAAGUAAUGCAAAAUGGCGUUCAAAAUGAUUGUGUUGGUGUUCUAUAUUUUUUUCUGUAUAUCAUCACACCCAACGUCGUCAUAUGUGGUAAGCAGUCAAUAUGACUGGGGUGAACCUGAUACUCCGAUAUUUCCUAGUAAAUCUAGAAGUAGGAUGAGCAGGCAAACAGCUGAGCAGCGACUGACAGCUGUAAGAGAAGUUUUGACGCAGCACGGCGUUGACGCCUACAUAGUUCCUACAGCGGAUGCCCAUAAUUCGCAGUAUAUAGCGCCAUCUGACGCACGGCGCGAAUGGCUCUCAGGUCUGGAAGGGUCUUCGGGGACGGCUGUUGUGACGUCAUCACACGCUCUAGUCUGGACCGAUGGCAGAUAUUUUACGCAGUUUUAUUUGCAAGUCGACACAAGUGUAUGGAGUUUGAUGAGACAAGGUACUGAUUUAGCGAUACCCGCUUGGUUGGUAGCUAAUAUGCGAGCAGGUUCCGUAGUCGGUAUAGACCCUACUACAUAUACGAGAACUUCCUGGAGAGUAUUAGAGACCGCUCUCAACCAAGUGAAUGUAAUCCUGCGACCAAUCUCACAGAACUUGGUGGAUAUCGCGCGCGCUAACAUUCUAGACCCUGCGCCUCUUAGACCUAACAACGCGUUAUUACCUCUGCCAAUCACUUUUACAGGCAGGCGUUCAUCAGAGAAAAUAUCAGAGUUGAUGCAACUGAUAAGGUCGCGCGGCGCCGCGGCGCUGGUGCUCACAGCACUAGAUGAUAUCGCUUAUACUCUAAACAUCCGUGGCUCUGAUAUACCUUAUAAUCCUGUAUUCUUCUCAUAUUUGGUGCUACGACCUAAUCUAAGUGCCCCAAAUAAUGUAGUUCUGUCUUGGGGAGAUGGAUUUCUUGCUGCGAAUAUAACUGAACAUUUGGCGUCAGAAGGAACUCAAAUAUCAACAAUACCUUAUCAAGAUAUAUUUGAAUAUAUAAAAAAUAUGACGAGCGAGUUACCCAGGGGCAGUACAAUAUGGUUGUCACAAGAUGGCAGCCACGCGAUACAUUUAGCUGCAGAAGCGGAUGGCGCUAUGAGUACAUUAUCGACCGUAUCACCGGUAGCUCUUAUGAAAUGUGUUAAAAAUGAAGUGGAAUUGCAGGGUUUCCGCUCAGCACAUAUCAAGGAUGGUAUCGCGGUGGUACGGUUCCUACGCUGGGUGCACGAGAGUGUGUCAUCCGGUGACAAUGUCACUGAGAUAAAUAUCUCUGACAAACUGGAAGCGUUACGAAAUGAAGAAAGGUACUUCAUGGGUCCAUCAUUCGCAACGAUAGCGGGUGCUGGGGAGAAUGGGGCUAUUAUACAUUACAAGCCGUCUAGAGAGGGUGAACAGAGAGUCGUUAGAUCUGAUGAUAUACUCCUCGUGGACUCUGGAGCACAGUAUAUGGAUGGGACUACGGAUAUAACUCGGACACGUCACAUGAGCUCGUCUCCCACUCCUGAGCAGCGGUUGACCUUCACACGAGUACUGAAAGGUCAAAUUCUCUUAGGAACCGCUGUGUUCCCGAAGGGAUCUACGGGUAAUUUACUAGAAACAUUAGCUCGUAAAGCACUAUGGGAUGUAGGGUUGAACUAUGCACAUGGAACUGGUCACGGUGUGGGCCACUUCCUCAAUGUACACGAAGGUCCUUCAGGUAUCGGAGCUGCGCUGAUGGCUUCAGACCCUGGGAUAGUCCCGGGGAUGAUCUUCAGUGAUGAACCCGGGUAUUACGAAGUGGGAGAAUAUGGCAUUAGACACGAAGAUCUAGUCGAAGUUAUUGAAAUAAAUAAAGACGCUGAUCAUAUAUUUGCAAAGGGUAUGGUGGGUAACUUCAGUGGCGCAGGCGCAGUGGGUUUCUAUACGAUAUCUCUCGCUCCGCACCAAACUGCGUGUUUAGAUGUCAGCAUAUUGGAUGAUAAUGAGAUUAAAUACAUAAACGAUUAUCACGCUAGAGUUCUAAGGACUUUAGGGCCCAUUUUAUUAGAACGUGGCCUGACAGAAGAUUACGAAUUUCUUGAAAAAGAAUGCGCGCCGAUACAACGAAGCUCCGCCAUCUUGUUUUCUGCAACACCUUUGACACUUAUCGGAAUUUUUAGUCUAUGGUUAAAUGUGUAAAUAACAAAAAUAUCAUGUUUUCAAUUGUAAAUCUAUAUUUAUUUAAGGAUCAUUUUUAAUAAACA
Papilio polytes (common Mormon) is the source of this 2237-nucleotide messenger RNA. RefSeq names its product probable Xaa-Pro aminopeptidase P. The transcript has 18 exons. The record is from RefSeq and is a predicted model, not a curated record. Gene Ontology annotation, molecular function: metalloaminopeptidase activity. Lineage: Eukaryota; Metazoa; Arthropoda; Insecta; Lepidoptera; Papilionidae. Bases 58 to 2172 code for a protein of 704 amino acids.